AUGACAAGAAGCAACCCGAUCGAGAGGCUCGAGUGCGUCAUCCCGUACGCUGCCGACCAUCCCUUUCCACUCGAGAACCUGCCUUGGACUGUCUUUUCGACAUCUGCGGAUGAGAAGCCACGAUGUGCCGUUCGCAUUGCAGAUUCGCUUCUGGAUCUCGCUCUGCUGAGCGCUCAAGCGCCACACGCCUUUGCCUCCGGUCCGCUCAGCGACCAGAGGGUGCACGGGCUCUUUUCUCAACCGACCCUGAAUGCCUACCUUGCCGAACCGCGUCAGGUGCAUCGUGACUUCCGAUCUUUCCUGCAGCACAUGCUCUCUUCCGACUCGCACGUCUUCAACUCCGACUCGCAGGCUGUCCUCCAAGCCGCGCUGGUCCCAGUCGAGCAGGCCAAGCUGCACCUUCCCAUCCGCUCAGGUGACUACACGGACUUCUGCGCCUCAAAGUACCACUGCACUGCCACAGGGCGUCUCAUGUUCAACGACCCCACCCGUCCUCUGGAGGAUCAAUGGUUCCAGCUGCCCAUCGCCUACCACGGCCGUUCCUCUUCGCUCGUCGUCUCCGGCACCAACUUCCACCGCCCCAACGGCAUCUUCCGUACCAGGCCAGGCUCCUCGGACGUCCAGUUCGGUCCGUCCAAACGUAUGGACUUUGAGCUGGAGGUGGCGUUUGUAGUCGCUGGUAGCGAGCUAAGCCCACUCGGUCGGCCUGUCAAGCUCGACCAGGCUGAAGAUGCCAUCUUUGGCAUGAUGCUCAUGAACGACUGGUCGGCGCGUGACAUCCAGGCCUACGAGAUGAAUCCGCUCGGUCCGUUUACAGGCAAGAACUUUGCCACCACCCUCUCGCCAUACCUCGUAGAGCUCGCUGCCCUCGAGCCUUUCCGCACGCCAUCGCCCACCGCCGAGCAUACGCCGUUUGCCUAUCUCGACCACCAGGGCAACGGAACCACCUGGGACGUCAGGCUUCAGGCAUUCCUCUCGCCUGCACCUCCCCCCACCAGCACGGAGCAGGAACGCGUAUGGACAAAGAUCACCGACACCUCUCUCAAGCACGUCUACUGGACCGCAUCCCAGAUGGUGGCUCAUCACACCAUCACUGGCUGCAAUCUCAAGCCAGCUGACACUUUCGCCACGGGUACUUGCUCGGGCCCAUUUGACGAGUCGCACAGCGAAGCUUCUCUGAUCGAGGCAUGCAAGGCAGGCCGUCAGCCUAUUCCGCUCAACUCAGCCAAAGGAAGCACCGCAACUGAGACGCGCUGCUUCCUUCUCGACGGCGACGAGGUCAAAAUUCUCGGACACGCCUUUGACCCGGAAUCCAAACUGCACAUCGGUCUCGGCGAGUGCACCGGCCAGAUCCUCCCGGCCGUCGAGCUCUAG
Molecule: messenger RNA, 1374 nt
Organism: Moesziomyces aphidis
Lineage: Eukaryota; Fungi; Basidiomycota; Ustilaginomycetes; Ustilaginales; Ustilaginaceae
Source: the annotation of a GenBank genome assembly